Molecule: messenger RNA, 345 nt
Organism: Ilyonectria robusta
Lineage: Eukaryota; Fungi; Ascomycota; Sordariomycetes; Hypocreales; Nectriaceae
Exons: 1
Coding region: 1-345 (114 amino acids)
Source: RefSeq, a predicted model, not a curated record
AUGUACAACCGCAAUCAAAACCAGCGUCAGAACCCUCAGGAUAUCCCUAUCUUUGUGGAUCAUUCGGUAACACCAGCUGGGGUGUUGCAAAUUAACAGCAACAACCCAUUUAUCCUACAGCCUAUUGCUAAUAACCAACAAACGCAGCACCCAGCCCGACUUGCUCAUCCAACAACGAUGCCAUUCCCAGUUGAGUAUUGGAGGGCUAAUACAACCCUGCCAACGGAUCCAACGUCCCCCACUGUGCUCUAUGCAGACCCCCAGGCAUAUGCAAGAGCUCAUACUACUGAAUAUCCUCCUCAAGGGCAGCCUGUUACUAUACAGGUGCUGCCAUUUGGAUACUAG